Messenger RNA from Stegastes partitus (bicolor damselfish), 1055 nucleotides. It is a transcript of the gene dusp3a, whose product is annotated as dual specificity phosphatase 3a. The record is from RefSeq and is a predicted model, not a curated record. The transcript has 3 exons. NCBI's taxonomy places the organism in Eukaryota, Metazoa, Chordata, Actinopteri, Pomacentridae. Gene Ontology annotation, biological process: protein dephosphorylation; negative regulation of MAPK cascade. The coding region runs from base 1 to 666 and encodes 221 amino acids. Gene Ontology annotation, molecular function: protein tyrosine/serine/threonine phosphatase activity; MAP kinase phosphatase activity. Gene Ontology annotation, cellular component: cytoplasm.
AUGAAGAAACACCUGAGUCCCACCAAGCAGCAGCAGCAGCAGCAGCCGCCGCCUGACGUCCCGGCGGCGGCUCCGGCGGCUCCUCCGGGCGGCUCGGUGUCCGUCCAGCAGCUGAACGAGCUGCUGUCGGACGGCAGCGGCUUCUACAGCCUCCCGACCCAGCACUUCAACGAGGUGUUCCCGCGCAUCUUCAUCGGCAACGCGUUUGUCGCCCAGAAUGCGAUGCGGCUGCAGAAACUCGGGGUGACGCAUGUCCUUAACGUGGCCGAGGGAACCUCCUUCAUGCAUGUGAACACCAGUGCAGACUUCUACGCCGGAACCGGCGUCACGUACCACGGCAUCCAGGCCAACGACACCGAGCAGUUCGACCUCAGUGCCUUCUUUGAGGAGGGGGCUGAUUUUAUCGACAAGGCCCUAGCACACAAUAAUGGCAAAGGGAAGGUGUACGUACACUGCAGGGAAGGCUACAGCCGCUCCCCCACCAUGGUCGUCGCCUACCUCAUGCUGCGCCACAAGAUGGACGCCCGGCUGGCGGUGGCCACGGUGAGGCACAAGAGAGAGAUCGGCCCGAACGACGGCUUCCUCCGCCAGCUGUGCCAGCUCAACGAGAAGCUGGCGAAGGAGGGCAAGCUGAACGGGGAGGUGGGCAAACUAAAGACCAAAUGAGAGCAGACGGAGGCAGGAAAGAGACUCUCUGGAAAAAAAAAACCGUCUCCUCCCAUCGCGCCUUUCGCAAAAGGCUUCAGCUGCUCUCGGAGACCAAACCAGCACCCAUCCGACACACCGGGGUAUUACCGAAACACAUACAUGCAUUUGAUCCGUGUAGAUAAUUCUGCCUCAUGUACACACUCACGUACACGCCGUUUCCUUUUUUUUUUUUCUUCUAGUCUGUCACUGCUGCUCUACAAAGAGUGUGAUCUCGAAAAAUACAAACAAAAAAACCCAGAUUUCGCCGCUCGAAAACCAAAUUUCCGUCGACUUUUCGAGCCACUUUAAAGCAUUCCUUCGAUUCCCUGCGAGGUUAAGAAGGUGAAAAGUUUUACCCAGAUUUUUAG